This is a messenger RNA of Botrytis deweyae, 1365 nucleotides long. RefSeq lists its product as uncharacterized. The record is from RefSeq and is a predicted model, not a curated record. The transcript has a single exon. Bases 1 to 1365 code for a protein of 454 amino acids. NCBI's taxonomy places the organism in Eukaryota, Fungi, Ascomycota, Leotiomycetes, Helotiales, Sclerotiniaceae.
AUGACGACAUUUUCGACAUUGGAUGCGUUGACGAGUCUAACCCAAUCCAUACCGGAUUGGAACAAACGACUAGACGACUUAAACGGCCAAAUAGCUUUACGACAAAUCGAGCUUGCCCGCUUGACAGAUCACAAACCUGCACGCUCCGUGAAAAACAAAGGUUCCACCGAGUCACUACGACCCAAAGAUGGCGAAGAAGGCAUCACCGAAUCCGAAAAGCCCAAGCAAACCCCCUCAUCUCCCAUCGGCUCCCCCAAAUCCGCACAAAAUGGUUUCUCCUCCGAAGCCCGUCCCAAUUCCCCAUCCGUAGCUCGAGCUGCCGCUGCCGCCGCCCUCGAAUACAAUCAGUCCCCCUCUCAAGCAGCCCCCCAAUCGCCCGAGCCCCUUACUCCGCGAGCAUCUCCCAACGCUCUAACUCGGCAAUCCUCGCAACCUACACCUCCCACGGAACCCCUCCCACGAGCCCCCGCCGUCCUUCGAAAACGCAAAACGGAAUCCCUCGCAUCGGGAAACUCCCACGCCCCAAAAUACAGAACCAGAUCCAUGAUCAUAGUAUACUACGACAGCGCGGUCCAGACGGCUUUUGAAGAACUCGUCAAAUUUGUGAGCGGCAACCGGAACGCCAUGCGAAAGGGGAAGAUGGCCGCCAAAAUGGCCGAGAUGAGACGAGCUGCCGAAAUGGAAGCCGAAGAAGAAGAAAGCGAUGACGAAUCCGAAUCCGAAGCGUCAAAAGUAUUGGGCAGUGCGUUGCUCAAGCCUUCGUUGCAACCUCACGCGGGCGCGGACUCCACUUCCAACGGCGCAAAUGGAGAUGCGCGCGCGGGAGCCAAACUCAAAUUCCCAUCUUCGCGAAAGAUGGGUUCGACGCGCGACCGCAAGAAUAUUGGAAAGACGAUGAAUGUGUUACGGGGGUAUCGUCGAGCCGGUGGGGGAAUCGAGGGAGCGGGAGGAAACUCCCCAGAUAUUUUUGAUGAGUUGGAUAAGGGACUUGAAUGGUGUCAGGGACAGUGCGAACACGCUGCUCACCAAUUCCUGCGCGAUGGAGAGUGCAGUACGGAGAUUGAGAAUAUUAAAAGGAGAUUGGGAGAAGUGAAGGAGAUUGCGGAGAGGAAGAUUGAGAAGUUGAGAGCCGAGGAGGCGUUGCUGCAAGUGGAAGUGGAAAAGAAGAAUGAAAAUGAUGGUUCGAAAGAGCAUCCAGAUGGCAAUGGAUCGAAAUCUCUUCCAGCCAUAACUCCUGUCUCGAAUGGACCAGUAGAGUUGGAGGUGGAUGAUGCGAUGGAAGUAGACGAUGACGAUGACGAUGAUGAUAACGACGGGUUUGAUCCGAGGAAAUUGAUCUUUAAGCGAUCCGGGGAUAGGAUAUAG